Messenger RNA from Tachysurus fulvidraco (yellow catfish), 1155 nucleotides. RefSeq names its product TSEN15 tRNA splicing endonuclease subunit (gene tsen15). Bases 132 to 572 code for a protein of 146 amino acids. The record is from RefSeq and is a predicted model, not a curated record. The transcript has 4 exons. Gene Ontology annotation, molecular function: nucleic acid binding. Gene Ontology annotation, biological process: tRNA splicing, via endonucleolytic cleavage and ligation. NCBI's taxonomy places the organism in Eukaryota, Metazoa, Chordata, Actinopteri, Siluriformes, Bagridae.
AGGGUCGUGUUUCUUUCCGGUAUGUUUUAAACGGAGCAACAUAACAGUUACGCGUGUAUUUGGCGUGUAAGUCUUUAAAUAUUUUUCUUUCUGCUUGGAAAAAAAAGGUUCUGUGAAGGAAAAUAUUCGCGAUGGAGGAGCAACAUCGAGCAGCGCCUUCAAACUGGAUCACACAACAUCCUGUGUACCAAGACUUGCUGAACCUGGGUGUAGACGACAGUGUGCAGGUUUAUGGAGCAUUCCUGGUGUAUCUGGACCUGACAGAAGUUCGACGCUGGACAGCCGUCGUCCCGGUGCCGUGUCCCGAACUGCAGGCUGUUCUGCUGGAAGGGCGUGAAAGAGAAGGCGAGGAGCUUCAGGUGGUUUAUCCACUUCCUGCUCACAGAAGCGUCAGUCACGGAGAUUUGAGGUGCAUUGUGGGUCGUGGAAGUCCUAUGCUCCUGUGUGCUGUGGCGUCCGAUUCCACGCUGGUGUAUCAGCGCCUGAGCGACGGCCUCGUGACCCCCGAACCCCCUGUGGACAUCAAAGACCUGGGACGGAGACCGCAUCGAAAACGCAGACUCCAGACAUGACGCAGGAAAAUGCUGGAGGGUUUCAGACCCAAUACUGCUCCAGAGGUUCUGCACAGGGGGUCUGUAGGUGUGCUGUUUAAGGUCUUUAUUACAAAAACCCCAGGAAAAACAAACCAUAAAUUUAUUUGUGUUAGAAAGUUGUAAUAAAAUGUGAUUUUGCUGUAAUGUGAUUCUUCACAAUGCCGAAGGUUUUAGAUUCCAAAAAAGUUUUUUAUUUUAAGGAAGUUUUUUUUUUUCCUGAGCUCCAUUCGAGAGAUGAAGCUGUUUGUGGCCACUUUUGAGCCAAUAAAGGGGAAAAGUUAAAUAAUGUAAACAUAUAUAUAUAUAUAUAUAUAUUAUAUAUAUAUAAUAAAUUUUUUUUCAUUUUUUUUACAUUUGUGAAUUGUUAUAUCAAUAAUCGAUUUGCAGUUAGAAGUUAACUAACAACAUAAUUGUCACUUAAUGUCGAUGAUGAUUUUUUUUUUUUGUAAAGUUUUGGUCUGUAUAUGUUUUAAAUGUGAUUAAUUAUGAAGUGUGUUUUAUCACCCUGAAAGAAAAUAAUGUAUAAAGUAUUAAAUUAAUCAUUUAUAUGAUCGCAAACUCA